Messenger RNA from Linum tenue, 1485 nucleotides. The record is from the annotation of a GenBank genome assembly. Lineage: Eukaryota; Viridiplantae; Streptophyta; Magnoliopsida; Malpighiales; Linaceae.
AUGACAAACCCAGAGCUCAUCAUGAUCCCAAUCCCAGCAAUCGGCCACCUCCCGCCGAUCUUCGAGUUCUCCAAGCGCCUCGUCUCUCGAAACGAUCGACUCUCCGUCACCAUCGUCCUCAUAAGAACACCUUUCACCCCUGAAGUCGACUCCUUCUCCGACUCCUUGGCCGCUUCAUGCGACCCGAACCGAAUCAAAUUCAUCAGAAUCUCAGGCCAGAGUCUCCCUUCCCCUGAAUCCAUCCUCUCCAUCCACACUUUCUUCCCUCAAUUCCUCGAUUCCCACAAGGACGCCGUCAGAGAAGCUCUGCUGGCGGAUCGCGCGAACAGAGGCUCCCCUGUUUCCACGGUGGUGGGCGUGGUGGCGGAUAUUCUGACGACCGCCGUGGUCGAAGAGGUCGGGAAAGAGCUCGGAGUGCCCACCUACCUUUUCUAUCCUUCCUCUGCAGCGUUUCUGGGCCAGUUGCUCAGAUUCCCGGCGGAAUUCCGGCCGGAGGUGGCCGCCGGAGAUCCCGACGGCGAGAUUAUGUUCCCGAGCUAUGUCAACCCUGUCCCCAACAAGCUACUCCCGUCGAUAAUGCUCGACGGGGAAGGUUACGCGUCGGUGAAUGAUCAUAUAAGGAGGUUCAGAGGAAUGAAGGGCAUUGUGUUGAAUUCGUACUUGGAGCUGGAAGCUCGCGCCGCUAUGUCCUUGGAGGGAAAGGACAUGGCGGGGAAUUCGUUACCUCCGGUUUUCUGCGUCGGCCCUGUGAUUGACGCGAAAGGGCAGGGCAAAUUGGGGGAAAUUACCAACUCCUCGGUUGAAAAGAUCAUGACUUGGCUCGACGAUCAACCUCGAAACUCGGUGGUUCUGCUCUGUUUCGGGAGCGUGGGGAGCUUCAGCGACGCUCAGCUGAAGGAAAUUGCGGCAGGGCUCGAGCUAGCUGAAGGCCAGCGGUUUUUGUGGGUGAUCCGCGAGGCGCCAUCGAAGGAAGCUCUGGGGAUGCCCAAGGAUUACCUCGACUACUCCGAGUCCGGCGGUCUGGCGGGCAACUUAGGAGAAGGGUUUCUGGAGCGGACGAAGGGGAGAGGAAUUGUGUGCGGGUGGGUCCCACAGGCUGCGGUGCUGGCCCACGAGGCGGUCGGAGGGUUCGUGUCGCACUGCGGGUGGAACUCGGUGCUGGAGAGCCUCUGGCACGCGGUGCCCGUGCUGGCGUGGCCGAUGUACGCAGAGCAGCAGAUGAACGCGUUUUAUCUUGUGACGGAGCUGGGGCUGGCGGUGGAGAUGAGGGUGGACUACCGGAUGGAAGAAGACACGGUGGUGAAAGGCGAUGAGAUCGCUGAGAAGAUCGAGCGAGUGAUGGUGGAUGGGAGGAGCAGCGAGACGAGAAGGAAAGUUAAGGAGAUGAGUGAAGCGGCAAGAAGAGCCGUGGUUGAGGGCGGUUCUUCCUUCGAUGCUUUUGGUGGGUUUGUUGAUUUGGUUCUGAAGAACAAGGCUAUAGAUUGA